CGACACGACACAGCUCCUCCCAGUCCGUCCCAAUCCACUCCCCGCACGACACCCCGCUCGUUCCCCAACAAGCAGCAAGCAACGCAUCUUCUUGCCGUCUCGUGAUGAUGAGCGGCGGCGUCAGCGGCGUGGAGUCGUCCUCCUCCUCGGGGAGUUGUGGUGCGGCGGGGGUGGCGCCGUUCGUGGCCAAGACUUACGGGAUGAUGGACGACCGGGCCACCGACGGCGUCGUCGCGUGGGGGCCCGCCGGCAACAGCUUCGUCGUCGCCGACCCCUUCGCCUUCUCGGAGAUGCUACUGCCCGCGCACUUCAAGCACGCCAACUUCUCCAGCUUCGUCCGGCAGCUCAACACCUACGGCUUCCGCAAGGUGGACCCGGACCGGUGGGAGUUCGCGCACGCCUCCUUCCUCCGCGGCCAGACCCACCUCCUGCGCCACAUCGUCCGGCGCCAGAGCAGCAAGCGCGGCAAGGAUAGCAAGGAGGAGGACGACGACGACGGCAGCAGCAGCGCGACGGCGCUGGCCAUGGAGGUGGUGCGGCUGAGGAAUGAGCAGAGGGCCGCGGAGGAGCGCGUGGCGGCCAUGUGGCGCCGGGUGCAGGAGACGGAGCGCCGGCCCAAGCAGAUGCUCGCCUUCCUGCUCAAGGUCGUCGGCGACCCCGACGUGCUGCACCGCCUUCCGGGCGAGGGUGCGGGCGCGGGGGACAAGAGGCCGCGGCUGCUUCUGGACGGCAGACAAGAGCAGAGGAUGUCCGUCGACGGCGCGGGGGUGGGGGUGGUCGGGCUGUCGUACCACAAUCACAGCAACCUGAACCUGGAGGAGGCCUAUGUGCUGGAGCCCGGCGUGGACUUGUACUGCGCCGGAGGCGACGCGCAGGCGGACGGCGGCGGCGGCGGACACCCGCCGUACGCGUUCCACGUCGACAGCGGCUACUGAGUACUGACUGCGUGCGUGAACGCUGUCUGUGUGUUGGUUCGGCAUCUGUAUUGUACUGUAUUUCGAUUGUAUUUUGUGGCUCUGUGGAAAGAGAUUUAGGCACGUGCAGAUAUAUAUAUAUAUAGUCAGCUACCAGUCAGUCAGUCAGGUUCUUCGUUGGGUGUGCACCCAACUGACUGACAGUCACUGACUUGUGUAGCAUUCGGCUGUACAGAGAAGUUGUUGGAAUUUUGCUUGAAGAAAUAAAUCGGAUUUUUCCUAA
Molecule: messenger RNA, 1197 nt
Organism: Aegilops tauschii subsp. strangulata
Lineage: Eukaryota; Viridiplantae; Streptophyta; Magnoliopsida; Poales; Poaceae
Product: heat stress transcription factor C-2b-like
Biological process (GO): cellular response to heat; regulation of transcription by RNA polymerase II
Cellular component (GO): nucleus
Molecular function (GO): RNA polymerase II cis-regulatory region sequence-specific DNA binding; DNA-binding transcription factor activity
Source: RefSeq, a predicted model, not a curated record